AAUUGUAGACUUUUAUUAGUAUUACAACUACUACUUCAUCAAAAUGUUUAAGUUUACAUUCGUCAUUUUGGCUGCUUUCCUCUUAGUGGCUCCAGCCUUCAGCAAAGUAUACAACCGUUGUUCAUUGGCCAGGGAAAUGCAUAAACUUGGCGUUCCCAAGGACGAAUUGGCACGUUGGACUUGUAUUGCUGAACAUGAAUCUGCCUAUAAUACUAAGGCUGUCGGUUCAAUGAACUCUAAUGGUUCCCGUGACUAUGGCAUUUUCCAAAUUAACAACUACUACUGGUGUUCUCCUCCAUCUGGUGCUUUCUCUUACGAUGAAUGUCAUAUUAAAUGUGAAGACUUUCUAGUUGAUAGCAUUGAACCUGCUGUUAAGUGUGCCCGUUUAGUUUUGAAACAACAAGGUUGGUCUGCCUGGUCUACCUGGAAAUACUGUGACGGUAAAUUGCACAGUAUUGAUGAUUGCUUCUAAAUAAAUACCUAUUUGUACUUGUGAAGAUAAUAUUUAAAAAUUUUGAUUCAACUUGAUCGUUAUAUACAACUUGAUCGUCAUAUACAUAUACACCCACGAUUUUGCUACAUAUUUCUAACAAACAGAAAAAGCUAUGAUUUUAUUUACCUAUGUGCUUGUAAAAUGUUUCAUAUAUUCAUCUCUGCUAUAUGCUUUUGAUUCUUGUUGAAAAUAUAUUACAAAUGUUUAACAACUAAAGUCAUAAAAAAUAAUUGCUUACAACAACUUACAAAUAUCAUGCUCGUAUAAAAUUA
Molecule: messenger RNA, 765 nt
Organism: Lucilia sericata (common green bottle fly)
Lineage: Eukaryota; Metazoa; Arthropoda; Insecta; Diptera; Calliphoridae
Product: lysozyme 2-like
Exons: 2
Coding region: 44-472 (142 amino acids)
Molecular function (GO): lysozyme activity
Source: RefSeq, a predicted model, not a curated record